Messenger RNA from Cercocebus atys (sooty mangabey), 837 nucleotides. RefSeq lists its product as uncharacterized. Gene Ontology annotation, cellular component: external side of plasma membrane; blood microparticle; immunoglobulin complex, circulating. The transcript is spliced from 5 exons. The coding region runs from base 1 to 837 and encodes 278 amino acids. NCBI's taxonomy places the organism in Eukaryota, Metazoa, Chordata, Mammalia, Primates, Cercopithecidae. Gene Ontology annotation, biological process: innate immune response; positive regulation of B cell activation; defense response to bacterium. Gene Ontology annotation, molecular function: antigen binding; immunoglobulin receptor binding. The record is from RefSeq and is a predicted model, not a curated record.
AUGACCUUGAAACAGUGGAUAUGUGUGGCGGUUUCUGACCUUGGUGUCUCUCUGUUUGCAGGUGUCCAGUGUGAGGUGCAGCUGGUGGAGUCUGGAGGAGGCUUGGUACAGCCUGGGGAGUCCCUGAGACUCUCCUGUGCAGGCUCUGGAUUCACCUUCAGUAGCUAUGGCAUGAGCUGGGUCCGCCAGGCUCCAGGGAAGGGGCUGGAGUGGGUGUCAGUUAUAUGGUAUGAUGGAAGUAAGAAAUACUACGCAGACUCUGUGAAGGACCGAUUCACCAUCUCCAGAGACAAUUCCAAGAACAUGCUAUAUCUUCAAAUGAACAACCUGAGAGUGGAGGACACGGCCGUGUAUUACUGUGCGAAAGACACAGUGAGGGGAAGUCAGUGUGAGCCCAGACACAAACCUCCCUGCAGGAACGCUGGGGAAAUCAGCGGCAGGGGGCGCUCAGAAGCCACUGAUCAGAGUCAACCCAGAGGCCGAAAUUAUUUUAAUAUGGGGACCUAUUCUCACCGGCACAAAAUGCAGAUUGACGCUUACAGGGAUGAAAAUUCUUCAACCACGGUCACCAGGAUCAGAGUCCUGAGAAGAUAUUUUCCUUGUGGUCAAAAUUCCAGGCCUCAAGCCCUUUCCUGGCGCUCAGGUGGGUCUCAGGCUGUGGCUGCCGCAGUCACGCGGGAGAGGCUGGUGGGACUUUCUUCACUCCUCCUCACUCAGGAGCGCUCAGGUUUUCAGUGUGAGGUGCAGCUGAUUCAGUCCAUAGAGGACCUGAGACAACCUGGGAAGUUCCUGAGUCUCUCCUGUGUAGCCUCCAGAUUCGCCUUCAGUAGCUACUGA